Molecule: messenger RNA, 1170 nt
Organism: Ogataea angusta
Lineage: Eukaryota; Fungi; Ascomycota; Pichiomycetes; Pichiales; Pichiaceae
Exons: 1
Coding region: 1-1170 (389 amino acids)
Biological process (GO): iron ion transmembrane transport
Cellular component (GO): high-affinity iron permease complex; plasma membrane
Molecular function (GO): ferrous iron transmembrane transporter activity
Source: RefSeq, a predicted model, not a curated record
AUGGCUAACAAAGUUUUUACGGUCCAGAUCUUCUUCAUUGUUUUGAGAGAGACCUUGGAGGCCGUCGUCGUUGUUGCGGUUCUUCUUGCUUUCUUGAAACAGAGUUUGGGCAAUAAGAGCCCUGCUGUGUACAAGCGGCUCCGGAAGCAAGUUUGGCUGGGUGCUCUUUUUGGUAUUCUUAUCUGUUUGAUCUUGGGAGGUGCAUUUAUUGGUGCUUACUACUCUCUCAAGAACGAUAUCUGGAACAAAUCCGAAGACUUGUGGGAAGGUAUUUUCUCCCUUAUUGCUACCAUCUUGAUUUCUCUCAUGGGUAUUGCCAUGUUGAGAGUCAACAAGAUGCAGGCCAAGUGGAGAGUCAAGAUCGCCAGAGCCCUAGUGACACCACCUGCCACCAGAGCUGAACGGUUCAAGUUUGGCUACCUUGUCAAGAAAUACUCCAUGUUCCUUCUCCCAUUCAUCACGUGUUUGAGAGAAGGCUUGGAAGCCGUUGUUUUUGUCGGUGGUGUCGGUAUCGGUACCCCAGCAUCUUCCUUCCCAUUGCCAGUUUUUUGUGGUCUGAUUGCUGGUAUCGGCAUCGGGGUCUGCCUUUUCUACGGAGGUGCCACGGUUUCACUGCAGUUAUUCUUGUGCAUCUCAACUGCUAUCCUUUAUCUGAUCUCUGCUGGUCUCUUUUCCAGAGCAGUUUGGGACUUCGAGACUUACAUCUUUAACAAACAGACUGGUGGUGAUGCCUCCGAAAACGGUUCCGGACCAGGUACCUACAACAUCAAAAAGUCUGUGUGGCACGUCAACUGCUGCAACCCAGAGAAAGAUAACGGUUGGGAUGUCUUCAAUGCUUUGCUGGGAUGGCAGAACUCUGCCACCUACGGUUCCGUUUUGUCGUACAACAUCUACUGGAUUGCCGUCAUGGUGACUCUGGUUUUGAUGUAUUACGAGGAAAGACACGGUCACCUUCCAUUAACCAAGAACCUGACCCUCAGAAAGCUGAACCCAAUGUGGCACAUCAAAAAGAAGGGCAAGAACGAAUUAUCUGCCGAGGAAGAGGCCCGUCUUUUCAAGGAGGCCAACAAGAAGCUUGCUGAGCAAGCUCAAAAUCUUGACGGUUUGAGUGAAUCAGGAGCUGCCAAGGUCGAGAGAGUCGCUGACGAUGAAACAACUUCUUUCAAAUGA